AUGGAGUCUCCAAAUGAACAACAACGACGACAACAACAGCAUCAACAACGAACGAUACCUGCUGGUUUGCAAACCACCGGUAGCUUUGAUGCCACUGGUAGCAGCCUGUAUCAGCAACAACACUCGUUCCCUCUUGCCAACUAUUUGAAUCAGCAGCAGCAUCAUCACCACCACCAAACUUCUUCUUCUUCUUCAAGUCAGCAGCUGCAGCAGCAGCAGCAGCUCCAACAAUUGCGAGAGCUGCAAUUGCUGCAGUCGUUAAUGCAGCGGCACCAGAAGCAGCAACCACAGCAGCAGCAACACCAACAACGGAUUCAGUCCCUUCUGCAGCCACACCGUCAUGAACAUGAACAUCCUCAUCGUCAUCGUCAUCAUGGCCAGCAAAGAACGAGGCGUCCAUUGAAUCUUGGUGCCCUGUUAUCGUUGAAUGGUGAGACCAGUAGCAGAAGCAUGAACACGAAUACUAAUAAUACUGCUACUUCUGCUACCAAUACCCAUUCGCUGGGUGGCUUGAAUUCCAACCUCCAAGCGCAGCUGUUGCGAUCUCUUGCGAGCCCACAGCCAGCAGCAGCAGCAGCAAGCUCUCAAAAGACUACUGCUACUACCAAUCACAGCAUCAGCACUGCUGCCAACUCUUAUUUCUCACCCAGCAGCACACCGCUGGGUGGACUCAAUCAUUCCGAUUUGCAAUCCCAGCUUCUCUUGAGCCUUGCUGGUGCGAACAAUAACCCCAAAGCUAGUGGUGCUACCUCUCAUCAAAAUAAGAACAAUCAUGCUCUUCGCAUAGCCUUGGAAAAGCAGAAAAUACUCGAGAGGGCAAGGGCACUCAACGAGAUUGAAAUUCGAAGAGCUCUCGAACAAGAACAACCGCAACAACAACGAGCAGCAGGUCAAACGACCAGCAACAGCAACGACAACAACGCUAACUCUUCGUCCUUUCGCACCAUACAACAACAACAACAGCAGCAGCAAGAUGGUGCUGGCACUGGUUCUAGAAGAAGCUCCGAGAGCAACCUACGAAUGCCCUCUAAUUUUGGAUCUAACGAUUCUGAUUCCUCAGGACAAUACAUUCGAGUCAAUAACUCGGUUGCUAGACCAAUGUCUCCCAUAUCGGAUGAGGCAAACGGAUCGGAUGAUUCUGCCAAUGAGAACCGAACUCAAUCUUUAUCCGAUCGAACUCAAUCCGUAUGUGCCCCGCCCUUGCACUUUGCUGCCGGCGAAGAAGGCGGCGGCGGCAACGUCAGAGAUCUGAGAAUGGUACAAGACAGUGGCUGGGAAUCCAAGUUCCGAGACCUCCUCGAAUUCAAGCGCGAACAUGGGCACUGCAACGUCUCAAGACGAUACAAGAAAAACCCCAAGCUUGGUGUCUGGGUUUGCAGCAUUCGCCAGCAAAUGACCCGGGGCACUCUCAACAAGGCCAAGAUGGAACGAUUGAAUCAAAUUGGUUUCCAAUGGCGAAUCACCGUCAUCAAGGGAGGCCAGAUCAAUCCUCAAAUAGCCAACAAGACUGGUCGUCGUGGUAGUGGUGCUGCUGACCCAUGGAUCGAAAACUUUCAACAACUCAAGUCCAUCCAAGCGCGCACUGGAAGUUGUGAAGUUUCAGCAGCCUCCAGCAACCACAACAACAACAAUCGCAACCUCUACAAGUGGGUAAGCAAACAACGCAAGGAAAUGGCCAAGGGCAAGUUGUCCAUAGCCAAGCAAGAAAUGUUGAAUUCCAUUGGCUUUUCAUGGUCCAAACACCAACCAAAACCAGUACCAGUACCAGUACCAGUACCAGUACCAGUACCACCAAGGCGACAACAAGAAGCGCCGGAACAGGACUGCGCAAAGAUAUCUGAUGAUGAUGAAUCCACCAAGAGAAGCCGAGCACCAGCGGGGGCUCCUGUGAAACAUUUACAUAUGAAUUGA
Messenger RNA from Cylindrotheca closterium, 1911 nucleotides. Lineage: Eukaryota; Bacillariophyta; Bacillariophyceae; Bacillariales; Bacillariaceae. The record is from the annotation of a GenBank genome assembly.